AUGAGUGCAGGUAAACAGACAGACGUACUAAUUAUGGAUUUCUCUAAGGCUUUCGACAAAGUUGGUCACAGUCUACUCGUCCAUAAACUCGAACACUACGGAAUCAGAGGAAAUGUCAAUAGGUGGAUUGCUAGCUUCCUAUCACAUCGGACGCAAGCAGUAGUAGUGGAUGGAGAGAGCUCAUCACAUAUUGAUGUAGAAUCUGGGGUACCCCAAGGCUCAGUCCUUGGGCCCUCGCUAUUCCUGUUUUACAUCAACGACAUGCCUGAUGGAAUUAAAUCUACUAUUCGCCUAUUUGCUGAUGACACCAUAGCCUACCUUACAAUAUCAAACGACAAAGAUUCCAACGACCUACAAAAAGAUCUAGAUAAACUGGCAAUAUGGGAAACAAAAUGGAAAAUGGCCUUCCACCCAGACAAGUGCAAUGUACUCACCAUCAGCAGGAAAAACAACACCAUUGCAACAUCAUACAAACUACAUGGUCACACUUUAGAACCUGUCAAAAGCGCAAAAUACCUGGGCUGCACAUUCACGUCAGAAAUGAAAUGGAAUGACCAUGUUCAUGCACAUUCACCAGAAAAAAGGCGUUUAUCCGAAUCCACGGAAAAUAUAUUAAAGGUAUUAGAACCCAUCAUUAACAUAAUUAAAUCAUAUUCUCGACCAACAGUGACACCAUUUAAGUUUAGACAUGGACGAAAAGGUGUAGUACGAAUAGCUAGUUGGAAUAUAGAAAGAUUUGAUGAAGAAAAAGCUAAUAAUCCAGGAGUAAAAGAAGUUGUCUGUAUGACAAUCCUGGAAAAUGGAUUUAGUUUAAUAGCAUUUCAAGAGCUGGCUGAUAAAAAGGCCCUGGAAAAGAUUUGUGAAGAACUGAAUAGUCCAUCAUUAUCCUGUACAAAGAAUUGGCCAGGACAUCGUGGCAAGUGGCAGUAUGUAGUAUCAGAUGCUACUGGGAGGAUGUACCAAAGUAUGGCGUACAAUGGCUUUUUAUACGACACCGCAAGGGGGAUAACAUUAAAUCAUUCAGAGUUGCUAGAAAAACCAAAUGACUCACCUAAACCAUUUACUAGGGCACCAUUUAUUGGAACGUUUAAGAUAAAAAAAUUUGAUUUUAUAAUAGCGAGUGUACAUCUAAAAGCUACUGGUUUAGAUAAUGAAGACUUAGAAAGGCUUCAGAAGGAGAUAGAUAAAGUACCUGAAGUGAUAGAUGCCAUAGAAAAACAAUACCCAGGAGAGGAGGAUAUCCUUAUGUUAGGAGAUUUCAAUUUAGACCCAAAAAUGGAAGACUUUGAUAUUAUGAGAGAGAAAGGAUAUAGUAAUUGUGUUCCAGUUAGUGAGUUUACGAACAUCAGCAAUAGCAAUCUUGAAGGUAGCCAGAUUUAUGAUCAUAUAUGGAUAAGUAGCAGAACAAAUAAGGCAUUUUCAGGUAAUUCAGGUGUUAUUAGAGAAAAUCUGACAAGUCCAUUGAUACCCAACGGAUGGUCGUGGGGAGGUGUUGUCGGUGACCACUGUCCAGUUUGGACAGAGCUAUACACAGGGAAAGACUAUGACUCGGCAGAUCUGAGAAUGAUUCCGGAUACAAGUUUUACCCUAACUGGUUGA
Molecule: messenger RNA, 1599 nt
Organism: Mytilus trossulus (common blue mussel)
Lineage: Eukaryota; Metazoa; Mollusca; Bivalvia; Mytilida; Mytilidae
Product: endonuclease/exonuclease/phosphatase family domain-containing protein 1-like
Exons: 9
Coding region: 1-1599 (532 amino acids)
Cellular component (GO): plasma membrane
Source: RefSeq, a predicted model, not a curated record